Messenger RNA from Bicyclus anynana (squinting bush brown), 558 nucleotides. RefSeq names its product dynein light chain Tctex-type 5-like. Gene Ontology annotation, biological process: microtubule-based movement. The record is from RefSeq and is a predicted model, not a curated record. Bases 1 to 558 code for a protein of 185 amino acids. NCBI's taxonomy places the organism in Eukaryota, Metazoa, Arthropoda, Insecta, Lepidoptera, Nymphalidae. Gene Ontology annotation, molecular function: dynein intermediate chain binding. Gene Ontology annotation, cellular component: cytoplasmic dynein complex; cytoplasm. The transcript is spliced from 3 exons.
AUGUCUGAAAUUGAACCAAGAAAGAGUAAAGUUUCAAUGAUGCACCUCAAAAGCCAGUCCACCAAGUCACAGAUAGGCUUCGGGAACAAAUCCAUGAGUAGGCUGAGAGUCCGAAGACAGUCGUAUGGUUUUGCAGGAGUGCCCGGCAUACGGCCUGUGGAGAGAUCAUCUCAGGUUGCUAUCGAGUUCAAACGGCCUAUUUUGAGUUAUUUACCAACUUACCAGCUCGAUCCAACUUAUAAGUUCCAUGUUCCAACGGUACAGAAGUUGACUGCUGAACUGCUUGAUGAGCUGUGGACUGGCCACAAGUAUAAUGUGCAGGAUUCCCCGGCUCUAGCGCUCCGCAUAGCCGGCGAGUUGAUGCGAAAAGUGAAAGCAGUGCAGUUCAACCGAUACCGCAUCAUAUGUGUCGUCACUAUAGGACAGAGGAGAGCUCAGAGCUACAACAAUGCCGUGUCCUUUUUAUGGGACCAUGAGAGGGAUAACUUAGUUGAUGUCCAAAGAGAAGUCACCACUGCUUUUAUUCAGGUUACAACUUUUGGUGUGUACUUGGACUAA